AUGGGUGAAGGAAACCGAACUGCGAUCUCUGCGAUCCCCGCCCUCCUUUUCUCGGGUGGAACUUCCUAGGGGGAGGGGCAGGGUCCAGCGCCCAGAGGCCGGGCUCCCAGAACAGCUCCCCGUGAUGCUGCCGCUGUGGGUGGCGGUGGUCGCAGUCUCGGCGCUGGCAACACCAGCUCCUGGGGCAGGUGGGCAGAGGCGGGGAGCAGUUAAGGCUUGGCCAGAUGCGCCUAACGUGGUGCUAGUCGUGAGCGACUCCUUCGAUGGAAGGCUAACAUUUUAUCCAGGGAGUCGGGUAGUGAAACUUCCUUUUAUCAACUUCAUGAAAGCACAUGGCACGUCCUUUCUGAAUGCCUACACAAACUCUCCGAUCUGCUGCCCAUCGCGCGCAGCAAUGUGGAGUGGCCUCUUCACUCACUUAACAGAAUCUUGGAAUAACUUUAAGGGCUUAGAUCCAAAUUAUACAACAUGGAUGGAUGUCAUGGAGAAGCAUGGCUACCGAACACAAAAAUUUGGAAAACUGGACUAUAUUUCAGGGCAUCACUCCAUCAGCAAUCGUGUGGAGGCCUGGACAAGAGAUGUUGCUUUCUUACUCAGACAAGAAGGCCGGCCUAUGGUUAAUCUUGUCCCUAAAAAGACUAAAGUAAGAGUGAUGGAAGGGGACUGGAAGAAUACAGAUAGAGCAGUAAAUUGGUUAAGAAAGGAAGCAAUUAAUUACACUCAACCAUUUGUUCUGUACUUGGGAUUAAAUUUGCCACACCCAUAUCCUUCACCAUCUUCAGGAGAAAAUUUUGGAUCUUCAACAUUUCACACAUCUCUUUAUUGGCUUAAAAAAGUGUCCUAUGAUGCCAUCAAAAUCCCAAAGUGGUCACCUCUGUCAGAAAUGCACCCUAUAGAUUAUUACUCUUCUUAUACCAAAAACUGCACUGGGAAGUUUACAGAAAAAGAAAUUAAGGAUAUUAGAGCAUUUUAUUAUGCUAUGUGUGCUGAGACAGAUGCUAUGCUUGGUGAAAUUAUUUUGGCUCUUCACCAGUUAGAUCUUCUUCAGAAAACGAUUGUCAUAUACACCUCAGACCACGGAGAGCUGGCCAUGGAACAUCGUCAGUUUUAUAAAAUGAGUAUGUACGAAGCUAGCGCCCAUGUCCCACUCUUGAUCAUGGGACCGGGAAUUAAGACCAACCUACAAGUAUCAAAUGUGGUUUCUCUUGUGGAUAUUUACCCUACUAUGCUUGAUAUUGCUGGAAUUCCUCUGCCUCAGAACCUGAGUGGAUACUCUCUGCUGCCAUUAUCAUCAGAAAUGUUUAAGAAUGAACAAAAAUUCAAAAACCUACAUCCGCCCUGGAUUCUGAGUGAAUUCCAUGGAUGCAAUGUAAACGCUUCCGCCUACAUGCUUCGAACUAACCAAUGGAAGUAUAUAGCCUACUCUGAUGGUGCUUCAGUAUUGCCUCAACUCUUUGAUCUUUCCUCAGAUCCAGAUGAACUAACAAAUAUUGCUACAAAAUUUCCAGAAGUUACUGCUUCUUUGGAUCAGAAGCUUCGUUCCAUUAUAAACUACCCUAAGGUUUCUGAUUCUGUCCACCGAUACAAUAAAGAGCAGUUUAUCAAGUGGAAACAAAGUAUAGGGCAAAACUAUUCAAAUGUCAUAGCAAAUCUUAGGUGGCAUCAGGACUGGCUGAAAGAACCAUGGAAGUAUGAAAAUGCCAUUGAUCAGUGGCUUAAAAGCCACUCUGAUCCAUAAAAUAUUUGAACAAAAAUAAGAAAAUAAUGUUCUAGAACUAUAUAGAAAUAUGUUAAAAGAUCAUGAUUAUGCAUUUUAAACAUUAGUCUUAAUAAUUACUGAUUUUCAGUUAAAGAAUGUACUCUUCUAAAAUAAAAUAUCAAUCAUUAUAGAAUUACAUAUUUUCAAACAUUACUAUCAAGACCUUAUUCUUAUAAACUUCUGACAACUUAACCAAAAUAUUAAAAGGGUAGAAUCAAAUACUAUCAUAUAAAGUUGUGUUCCUCUGAAUAUUAUGGAAUAUAAAAUAUUUUAACAAUUUUUAUUACUUAUGACCCAUAAAAUAGUUGUUUUUGAGUAUUUGAUGGUGUCUGAUGAGUUAUUUUUAUUUGAUGGGAUAUAGAUCAUUUGGAUGUAUUUGAUGGGAGUAUUUGGAGUAUUUUAAUGGUACACAGACCAUGGAUAUGGCAGAAAUUAUUAUUUUUUAAAAUAGGUAAUACAUGCACAAGGUACAAGCUUCAAAAAGUACUGAACAGUUAACAGUGAGCAUGAAGUCUCUCUCCUUUCCCAGUCCCCCAGCCACCCAGUACCCCUUCCUGGUGGCAACUACUGUAACCACCUAUGUAUCCUUUGAGAGACAGGCUCCCACAAACUUUAUAUUCUUCCCCAGCACCCGCCCCUGACACACACACACAAAUGGUAGCAUACUAUAAAAGAUGUUCUACAGCUUGCUCUCUUUUUUUCCAUUUAACAAAGACACCGAGGACUUCCCUGGUGGCCCAGUGGUUAAGACUCCGCGCUUCCACUGUGGCGGGCACGGAUCCCUGGUCCAGGAACUAAGAUCCCCACAUGCCAUGCGGCACAGCCAAAUAAAUAAACAAAUAAAUAAUUUUAAAAAUGAAAAAUAAAAAACACCUAGAAGUGAAAUUACUGGGGCAAGACUAUAUCUAGCAAAAUUACUCUAGAUACCACCAAAUGACCCCUAAAGAAGUUAUACCAAUUUAUACUCUUACCAGCAAUGCAUGGCCUCACACUUGCUGCCAACUGGGUAGAUAAAAAAUACUUUAUUAUUGUUUUUCUUCUUUUUCUUACUAUGAGUAAAGUAGAUCAUAUUUUCAUAUAUUUAAUAGCCACUGGAAUUUCCUUUACAUGACCUUUCUUAUUUCUAUUCUUUGCCUAUUUUUCUGUUGGUUGGUUGUCUUUUUUAUUACAGGCAUACUUUAGAUAUUAGCUCUCUGUCUGUGAGAGAAGCUACAAAUAUUUUUUUCCUUUUCAUAAUUUGUCUUUUGACUUUGCCCUGGUGUUUGUUGACAUGUAGAAAUUGGUAUUUUCAUGCAAAUUUAUGAAUCUUUGCUUUUGUGGCUUGGAGAUUUUGUGUCAUAUUUAGAAUGGCCUUCCCCACUUAUCUUCUUUUAGAGUUUUAUUUUUUACCCUUAGAUCUUUGACCCAUUGGAAUGUAUUACAUAUUAGAGAUCUAACUUUCGUUUGUUUUUUUAAGAUGGCCACCCCAAUUGACCUUUUAUUGAGUAAGCUAAUAUUUGUCCCAUUAGUUAGAAAAUGCCACUCUAUUAUAUAACAUCUUUUAUUGAACAAAUUAUCUUUUCCUCUAUUGAUCUGAAAUGCCUUUUUCAUUAUAUACAAGUCACAAUGACAUUUGGGUCCUUUCAAAACAUUUCUUACUUUGCAGUGGACCAGUCUAUUUUGUUUAUUAAUAGGGUAGGCAAUAUCUGGUGAUACUAUUUUCUUUGCAACAGUUUUCAUUUUUGGAAUUGUCCUUGGCUAUUCUUGCUAACUUAUUUUUCCCAUACAAAUUUAGAAUAAGUUUGUGUAGUUCCAAAAAUGAAAAAUCUUUUUAGUCUUUUUAUGAUAUAUUAAAUUUAUAGCCUACUUUAGGGCAAACUGAAUUCUUUGUGAUAUUCGGUUAUUCUAAAGAAUAUAGUCCACUUUUCCCUUUCUUCAAGCCUUCUUCAUAUUGCUCAGUAGCAUUCUAAGUUUUCUUCAUAUAGAUUAGUUUCUUCUUAGAGAUUUUUGGAAAGUAGGGACCUUUAAAAAAAUACCACCUAGGACCCGUCCCACACCAGUGGAAUUAGAAUUCUAGGGACGGCACCUGGGCAGUUUUGUUCUUAUUGCUGUUUUGUUUGGUAAGCCCUCCAGCGGACGAUUCUAAUGUGCAGCCAGCGGUGAGUUUAUUCCUAGGUGUUUUAUCAUUUGUUGGUGUUGUGCUAUUUUAAGUAGAUGUUUCUUCCAUUGUAUCUUCUAAUUGGUUAUUUGUAUAUACAAAUUUUAUUUCUAUAUAUUUACUUUGUACCAAUAAUACAAUUUUUUUGGUACUAAUAGUUUUCCAGUUGGUAUCUUGUAUUUCUCUGGUAAAAAGUUUAUCUGCAAAUAAUAAUUUUACCUAAUUUCCUUUUAACCUAACUUCCUUUUUCCAACUGUCUUGGAAGUUUUCUUCAUUAGACAGCUCAUCACCUUUACUUUCUUUAUUGUUCUUCAGUGAAUUGGUAUGAGCUUAUCUUUGUAGUUAUGUAUGAAUUUCUGAGAAAUAAUUUUCACUUCAGAUACAUUCUGAAGUAAAACCCUUAAGAGAAAGAUCUCAAGAUUUAAACUAUUGAGGUUAAAAUUAAAAUAUACAAAUCUACUUCUCAUCUCCUAAUUAAACCUAAGGAAUAAAAAAAUAGCUAAUGUGUGAUGUAUAUGCUAAACAUAGUGAAAAAUAAAGCAAUAAUAAUAGAAAUGUGGUUUUGAAAACAGAAGCAUGUGAAGAUAAACAUAAUCCACCUCAUUCUAUUCAAACUCUUUAAGAUGC
Molecule: messenger RNA, 4523 nt
Organism: Orcinus orca (killer whale)
Lineage: Eukaryota; Metazoa; Chordata; Mammalia; Artiodactyla; Delphinidae
Gene: ARSK
Product: arylsulfatase family member K
Exons: 8
Coding region: 125-1738 (537 amino acids)
Source: RefSeq, a predicted model, not a curated record